Molecule: messenger RNA, 420 nt
Organism: Saxophila tyrrhenica
Lineage: Eukaryota; Fungi; Ascomycota; Dothideomycetes; Mycosphaerellales; Extremaceae
Exons: 2
Coding region: 1-420 (139 amino acids)
Source: RefSeq, a predicted model, not a curated record
AUGUCCGACCGCACCCGCGGCUCCCUAACCAAGGACGCCGAGCUCAACGACGCAGCCUGGGUAGCCGCACGCGGAGCCACCGUCGGUGCGGCAAAAUGGGGCCUCUUCUCCGCCGCCGCCGCAGCGGUAGCAUACAACUUCAGCCCAAUAUACCGUGGCUUAACGUUCCAGUUUAAAGUGUACGUCUCACUCCUCCCCAACCACUUGUUCGGGCCAUUACUCAAUGCUCAUUGCUACACUAGGUUUCUCCAAAUGAGUGGCAUGUGCAUCGGCAGCAUGAUAGAAGCAGACAAGCGACUACGCGCCCACGAACUGCUGAUGCGGCAGCGGAAACGGAUAGCGCGCGAUGCGGAGGUGUGGAGGCGGUAUGAAGAGGAGUUGCAUGGUGUUGCGCCGGAGAAGUUGGAUAAUCGGGAGUGA